Molecule: messenger RNA, 1869 nt
Organism: Clavispora lusitaniae ATCC 42720
Lineage: Eukaryota; Fungi; Ascomycota; Pichiomycetes; Serinales; Metschnikowiaceae
Product: dolichol kinase
Biological process (GO): dolichyl monophosphate biosynthetic process
Cellular component (GO): endoplasmic reticulum membrane
Molecular function (GO): dolichol kinase activity
Source: RefSeq, a predicted model, not a curated record
AUGCGCGUGUUCGAAUCACGCCGGAGUCAUUAUUUUUUGCACUUGUUCCCGCCUUGGCACCUGCACCGAGAUAAUACAACGUUCGGUGGGAGAUUCAUCAAGUUUACAAGCAUCAUGGCACGCCGGAAACAGGUCAACAAGAACGAAAGUGCUUCAAGUAGAAGCACUGCAGCUAUUUUUCAGAAUAUUGAAAAUGCGGAACAAUUAGAAGAGACAACAUCCCCAAGAACGACCAAGCAUGAGGAAUUGUCCCAGGCACCUGAGCCAGAGACCCAAGAAGAGGUUAAGUUUCCACUCAGUGUUUUGUACGAGUUUCAAGACUUUUUGAAUCUCCACAUGAACUUUCGCAAAGGUGUUGAGGUCUUGACAUGCUUAUACUAUUGCCAGAUUAGUUAUCUCUAUUUGGAGAAGGACUUUGCGGCGGUGCUGGCUAUAGGUUUCAACAUCCUUGGAGCACUCUUGGCUAUGUAUUUGAGUCAUCGUUCGUUGGUGAAGAAAUACAAUGCGGAUCCAGAGAACACAGUUUACCCAGCCUUGCCCGAAUUCAACACCAUCUACGCUUUCCUUAUUCCAAUUCUGUUUCUGAUUUUGCUUGGCGACACAACAUCACCAUUUUUCCAAAUGAACUUGGCUUUGAACAAUUUUUGUGUUAAGUCUUUGCAUCCAGUGGCGAAGGUAUUAUCCUCCUUUGUUUUUUACUACAUGUACAAUGAAAACGAGACUUUGGAACUUUUCGAAUUCGUCCGUGCCGUUUGGUUGUACUUUUCCUUGGAAAUGGCUCUCACUACCUGGAAUGAACACAGAGAGGAUGAUGAAGAUGAUACUGUUAAGACGACUUUGUCAGCAACAGAGAUACAUAUCAUCUGUGUAUUCAUUGUCAACCUCUUGUGCAAUUUCCAUGUGGAGUUAAAUGACACGACUAUUGUGUUAUACAUUAUUCGUGCAUUGAUGAUCUCACUCAUUGUUGCUUUUGGUAUUUCAUACCCUCUUUACUAUGGCACACGCUAUCUUUCUGGCGGUGCUCUUUUCGAAAUUGCAUCUCUUGGUGUCAUUGGAGCUUUCGCUGCUUCUUUUUAUUACACGAUGAAUUAUCUUUUCAGAACACAGACAAUUGAUGUCGAGGUUAUCUCUUGGUUGAUCAACUACAUUACUUCGUCUGAGAUGCGAGUGAGGCUUCUUGCAUCGUGGGUUCUUCUUCUUGCGAUCGCCAUUCCAGUUAUGUUCUUAUUGUCUUCAAAGAAAGUUAUAUCCCUCAAUCUCAGCAGGAAAGCUUGGCACUUCAUGUUAACAGGUGCGAUUUCGUACCCAGCAAUGACUCAAGAACCUGUUUUUGUGGCCAUUGCUGUUUCGGGGUCUGUGUUUGUAUUUAUUGCCAUCGAAGCAGUGCGUUGUACUCGACUCACAUUUUUGGGCAAGUUCUUGCAUAGUCAACUUGCGCAUUUCCAAGAUGAAAAGGAUACAAAGGGUCCUUUGAACUUGUCCUAUAUCUUUUUGCUUAUUGGUGUGGCCGUCCCUAUCGUGUAUGGUGCUCUAAUUGAAGACCUUGUUUCUUUAAGAUCUUAUAUCGGGGUUGUCGCUUUAGGUUUGAGUGACUCAAUGGCAUCUAUCGUUGGCUCAAAGUUUGGUAAACAGAAAUGGAAGGGAGGUAAUCGAACUUUGGAAGGAACAUUGACGUACCUCGUCGUUUUUCUUGCAAGUUACGGUGUCAUUGACUCUUUUAUUUUGCAAAAGGAAGGCACCAAUUGGGAAAACAUUUUCAUUGUAGCGCUCUCAGGCUCUGUUCUUGAAGGUGCGGCUACAUUGAAUGACAAUGUUUUAAUUCCAUGCAUGUGUCUAAUCAUGUAUGAGUUGUUAAACGCGACUUUCUAG